AUGAGUAAUCAUCCGUAUCGUCAGAAGGCAACGAACGCUCCAUACCCGGUGGACAACAAUUCAUCUGGGAGUAGUUUCGAAGACAAGCCCUUAGAAGAAGCAGGAAAUUUUAACAGCGACAGCAGUCCACGAGUUGACAAGUCAGGGCCAUCGACCACGUAUCAUUCUCCACUAGAAGAUUCAGGUCACUUUACAAAUAACAAUAUUGCGGUGAAUAACGUUUUAAGAAACGAUAAUCUUGGAGCACCAUAUCCACUUUUGCUGUCGGACAUAAGAUCCCCUAAGUUUAUAUCAAGAGAUUCUGACCUUAGUUCGCCGACAUUUAAUUCGAGAGAACCAAAUGUGGUUUCUCCUUCAUCGAAUCCUAUGUCAGCUGCUUCGUCGGUCACAAAUUUAAACCUUAGUCACCCAAGCGUUCAAGACGGAGUGAAUAAGUCAGAGGGAAAUUCCACAAAUCCUAAGAAUCCUACCUUAGCUAAGCUUGGUCAUAACAGGUCUGUUUCAUCGGCAUCUUCUUUCUUCUACGAAAAAUCAGAUAACUCAAGUAUAGUAGAUUUUAAUCAAAAUUUAAUUCAACAGUACUUGGGUUCAAAUGCAACACAUCUUUUACCAAGGAUUAAAACCAUCGAGCUUUAUAGAAAAAAUGCUAAAAAGUCAAGCGAUCCAAUGGUUUUAUUCCAGUAUGCACAGUAUAUGUUACAAACAGCAUUAUUAUUGGACGCAAAUGAGCCAAUUGCAACGACUUCAUCAACAACUAGUAACGCAUCCUCAUUGGAUUCGCCAAAAAAGACAACGUCCGAUAAAGAGAAAAGCCAAUCGUCAUUAUCUUUGGCGACAGAGAAGUUUAAAAAAUCACACUUGAAGUCGUUGUCUUCAAAUUCUCUUGAUGCUUCUACAGAUAGCAUUGAAGUUUCAGAUAAAAGAUUAAAACAGUCAUUAAUCAAAGAAGCUGUUCAUUACUUAAGACGUUUAUCGGACAAGGGAUAUAUCGAUGCUCAAUAUCUUUUGGCUGAUGCUUAUAGUUCCGGGGCUUUGGGAAAAGUUGACAAUAGGGAUGCUUUCGCUUUAUUUCUAGCAGCAGCUAAGCACGGUCAUGUUGAAUCGGCAUAUAGGACAUCAUACUGUUAUGAAGAAGGUCUCGGAACCGGAAGAGAUGCUAGAAAGGCAGUAGAAUUUUUAAAAAUGGCUGCAUCUAAAAAUCACCCUGCCGCAAUGUAUAAGUUAGGAGUAUACUCCUUUCACAGCAGAAUGGGCUUAACGUCUAAUAUUACUACUAAGAAAAUGGGUAUAAAGUGGCUCACUAGAGCAUCUAAUGUUGCUAAUGAGUUAACUGCGGCGGCACCAUAUGAAUUAGGAAAAAUAUAUUUCGAUGGUUUCGAAGAUAUUGUCAUUCCCGAUAAGAAGUAUUCACUUGAGUUGUAUUCACAAGCGGCAGCUCUUGGUCAUGUCCAAGCAGCGGCCCUCUUAGGGAAAUUUUAUGAAAUUGGGGAAGUUGUGCCCCAAGACUCUAAUCUUUCAAUUCACUACUACACUCAGGCCGCUCUUGGAGGGGACCCUGAUUCAAUGUUGGCAAUGUGUGCAUGGUAUCUCGUUGGCAACGACCCAUUCUUGCCAAAAGAUGAUAACGAAGCAUUUGAAUGGGCAAGGAGAGCUGCUGCCUGUGGGCUACCAAAGGCUCAAUAUGCGUUGGCAAACUUCUACGACAAAGGAAUCGGUUGUUCCAAAGAUACUAAUGAAGCUCAAGUUUGGUACAAAAAGGCAGCAGAAAAUGGUGAUGAGAGAUCUCUAUCAAGAAUCAAUGAUAAAGAAUUAGUUUCAGGGUUGCAAAAGAAGCUCAAAAAGAAAUCCUUUGGCAAUUUUUCUUCACAAUCGCUGCCACAACUGUCCAAAACAAAAGCUUCAUCCCAAGAGAAAGAGUGUGUAAUAAUGUGA
This is a messenger RNA of Priceomyces carsonii, 1932 nucleotides long. RefSeq names its product Chs4p (gene CHS4). The transcript has a single exon. Bases 1 to 1932 code for a protein of 643 amino acids. NCBI's taxonomy places the organism in Eukaryota, Fungi, Ascomycota, Pichiomycetes, Serinales, Debaryomycetaceae. The record is from RefSeq and is a predicted model, not a curated record. Gene Ontology annotation, molecular function: protein binding.